Molecule: messenger RNA, 1257 nt
Organism: Lentinula edodes (shiitake mushroom)
Lineage: Eukaryota; Fungi; Basidiomycota; Agaricomycetes; Agaricales; Omphalotaceae
Product: tyrosine tRNA ligase
Exons: 7
Coding region: 1-1257 (418 amino acids)
Biological process (GO): tyrosyl-tRNA aminoacylation
Molecular function (GO): ATP binding; tyrosine-tRNA ligase activity
Source: RefSeq, a predicted model, not a curated record
AUGAUCACCAGGAGACUACAAGAAGUACUUGGAGGUGACGCUAUUAAAGCCAUUCUGAAAGAAGGCAAAACACCAAAGGCUUACUGGGGAACUGCACCUACCGGAAGACCGCAUAUUGGAUACUUUGUCCCAUUGACGAAGAUUGCCGAUUUUCUACGCGCAGGGGUAGAGGUUAAGAUUCUAUUGGCAGACGUUCAUGCAUUCCUGGAUAAUUUGAAGGCGCCACUCGAGCUUGUGCAGCAUAGGACGAAGUACUACGAAUAUGUUCUUCGUGCUGUUUUCAAAUCACUCGGUAUACCGACGUCGAAACUUCACUUCUUCCAAGGAUCGUCUUAUCAACUCACGAGCGAGUAUAAUAUGGACAACUAUCGAUUAUGUGCAACUGUGACAGAACAUGAUGCGAAGAAAGCGGGUGCAGAGGUGGUGAAGCAGGUAGAGAGCCCAUUAUUGAGCGGUCUACUCUACCCUGGUCUUCAAGCUCUCGACGAACAGUACCUGGAUGUUGACUUCCAGUUUGGUGGUGUCGAUCAGAGGAAAAUCUUCACCUUCGCAGAACUUUACCUCCCGCGUUUAGGCUAUCGCAAACGGGCACAUCUUAUGAACGCUAUGGUUCCCGGCUUGAUGGGAGGCAAAAUGUCUUCCUCAGACCCGAAUUCCAAAAUUGAUUUCCUCGACUCUCCUGAAAUCGUGAAGAAAAAAAUCAAAGGUGCUUUUUGCGAGCCAGGAAACGUGGAAGAUAACGGACUGCUCUCGUUCGCCGAAGCUGUGAUUUUCCCGAUCAGCCAGCUCAAAAUUGAUCAGGCAAAGGGUACUGGGGUAAUGGAUGAGGAUGGAAAGGAAGCCCUCUCUACAGAUCAAAGAUCCUUCGCCUCCGACAAUGCUCCAGAAGGCACUCUUUUCACUGUCAACACAAAAUUUGAUGGUCCUAUGCAUUUUUCGACAUUCGAAGACCUGAGGCAGGCUUUCAAGGACGAGAAGUUACAUCCUGGAGAUCUAAAACCUGCAAUGGUGGAUGCGAUCAAUAGACUACUGGAUCCCAUUCGAAAAGCAUUCGGGGAGAGUGAGGAGUUUCGGCAGACGGAACAGCUUGCGUAUCCCGAUCCAAACGCCAAACAACCGGCGAAAAAGAAGAAGGAGAAAGUCUACCAUCCACCUCCACCUGGAAAGGGCAAGAAUGCGAACCCAAGCGAUGCUGUUGCCAAAGUGCCUAUAGGGCUAGAGUCUCCUCCUCCACCUGAAGCUUCCAGUACGUCCUAA